AUGUUCCUCCCAAGAGCAGACGGAGAGAGCGACGGGUGUCCAUCGGGGCACGUAUACUGUGCGCCUCCAAGCGGCACAGCGGCGAUAGUCGGCAACCAGUCAGGAGACUCGGAUUCAGGGAGCGGAAACACGACCUACGCCAACAAGCCAGGGAUGCACCGGUUCAUCGGGAUCGCGAUGGUCAUCGUGCUGCUCGUCGUCGCCUUUGUGAGCUGGCUGUGCUACAUCAAGCGGACGAGGAAGGAGUCGUGGGGGGCAAGCGCCCGCGCAAUGUUGUGCUGCUGCGGGCCGAGGAGGGGUGGUGGUAAUUCCUCAAAGACGUCUGGCUCGGACGCGUCGAAUGUGCGGCCUGUGACGCCUGUGGUGUCUGAAAAGGACCAGCGGCGGUCGUCUGUGCUGCUACAAUCAGAGCCACGCGGACUGGUGAAGGAAGUGUCGGGUGGUGUGGUGAUGUUUACAGAAGCGCCGAGGGCAGCGCUGCUUCCGGGGAAAGACCGGUAUCCCGUCGGUUGGGAAUUCGAGCAUGUUGACGGUGUCAGGUUCGAGGUCAUCCCGGUCACAUCGCCAUUCAGUGAGGAGUCCACCGCCGCCUAG
Messenger RNA from Psilocybe cubensis, 594 nucleotides. RefSeq lists its product as uncharacterized. The transcript is spliced from 2 exons. Lineage: Eukaryota; Fungi; Basidiomycota; Agaricomycetes; Agaricales; Agrocybaceae. Bases 1 to 594 code for a protein of 197 amino acids. The record is from RefSeq and is a predicted model, not a curated record.